Tetrahymena thermophila SB210 is the source of this 1029-nucleotide messenger RNA. Its product is annotated as papain family cysteine protease. The record is from RefSeq and is a predicted model, not a curated record. The transcript has a single exon. Gene Ontology annotation, molecular function: cysteine-type endopeptidase activity. Gene Ontology annotation, cellular component: lysosome. Lineage: Eukaryota; Ciliophora; Oligohymenophorea; Hymenostomatida; Tetrahymenidae.
AUGUCAUCUAGAUUAACUUUUACUGCAUUUAUCGCAUUAUUAAUAUGCUCCUCUUUAGCAUAAUCAACAAACAAUAACUCAUUAGAAGCACUAACUAACUAUAAUCAAUGGAGAAUAAGCAAUCCAAGAGUAUUCUUAAACGAAGCUCAAAAAUAAUACAGACAGACAGUCUUCUUAGAGAAUUUCUAAAAAAUAAAAGAACACAAUGCAAAUACAGCUAACACUUACUAAUAAGGACUUAAUUAGUUCUCUGAUAUGACUCAGGAAGAGUUUGUCAAUAAAAUUCUCAUGAGCAACUCUCAAGCAAAUUCCUCAUAGCCUUUAUCAUCCUCCUCCUCUUCAUCUACACAACAAUCUUCUUCUAGCAAUACGAGCCUUACUACUUCAAGUUCUACUGUUGCAGCUUCAGUUGACUGGAGAACUAAGGGAGCAGUAUCUCCUGUAAAGAAUCAAGGAGAUUGUGGUGCUUGCUGGGCAUUCUCAGCUACUGGUUCUAUGGAAUCUUUUCACUACAUCAAGAGCCACGUUCUCUCAAGUUUUUCAGAAUAACAACUUGUAGAUUGUGUUGUUUAAGCAAAUGGUUACUACUCACAUGGCUGUAAUGGAGGUUCUUUUUAUCAGGCUCUCCUCUAUGCUUCUAAAAUAGGAAUGGAAAGUGAAUCAUCCUAUCCUUACACAGGAGUUUGGGGAACUUGCAAAGUCAGUAGUACUAAUAAUGGAUAUAAACCCAUAUCAUUCGUUUAAAUCGGCUAGAACACUUAGGCAUUGUAAGCUGCACUGAAUUUAGCACCUGUUUCAGUUUCAAUUGAUGCUACAAGUUUAUAUUAGUACACAUCUGGUGUUUACAAUAAUUGCAAUCCUUAAUAGUUAAACCUAAACCAUGCUGUGUUAGCCGUAGGUUAUGAUAGCUAAGGAAACUGGAUAAUAAAGAACUCUUGGGGUGCUUCAUGGGGAUAACAAGGAUUCUUCUUGUUAGCUCCAAACAACACUUGUGGUAUUUUGGAAAACACCCUCCAAAUAACAGCUUGA